Adineta steineri is the source of this 338-nucleotide messenger RNA. The record is from the annotation of a GenBank genome assembly. NCBI's taxonomy places the organism in Eukaryota, Metazoa, Rotifera, Eurotatoria, Adinetida, Adinetidae.
AAGCUGAUUUUGGUAUAUUUGAUGAAUUAGAAAAUCGUAUACCUAUACCAAGAAAUAAUAAUAUACCACGAGUACAAAUGAGCAAUAUGAUGGGAACAUUAAAUAGUUUACCAGGUCAUGAAAGAUUUGAUGAUCCAUCGGGAGCAGCUAGUAUAUUUUCGGAUAUUCGAGAUCCUGAUGAUGUUGAAUUAGUUACGGAUAUGGUCGAUGAUAUGACUAAAGAUGAUGAUAUCGAAGAUGAAUUUGUUGAAGCAUUAAAUCCGAAUUUAUCAAUUCCAAGAUUGAAUCCACAAUCUGAAAGGCAACCAGCGGGAUGGUUCUCCGUAUGUUUAAAUUAA